Eurytemora carolleeae is the source of this 1497-nucleotide messenger RNA. RefSeq names its product protein obstructor-E. Gene Ontology annotation, cellular component: extracellular region. Lineage: Eukaryota; Metazoa; Arthropoda; Copepoda; Calanoida; Temoridae. Bases 605 to 1423 code for a protein of 272 amino acids. The transcript is spliced from 10 exons. The record is from RefSeq and is a predicted model, not a curated record. Gene Ontology annotation, molecular function: chitin binding.
UUGUGCUUCCGUGAUGUACAUACAUCUAAACUUAAGUGUAAAUUAAUCUUUUCUUCCACGGUAACCUCAAAGGUUUAUACUUGUAAAUGUUCAUUUAUAAUGCACGUAGAGUGUUCUGAGGAGGGAAACAAACAACCCCCCCCCCCCCUAAAAUCCUGUAACCACCCUAGCAGUUGCGAGACAUCUUGAAAAUAUUCUGAACCUUAUAUUAUGCGGAAUUUGUUUUGCCAAAUUUCAAUUAAAAUUCUUGAGACAAUAAAUAUCCCUUGAGUCCUGACACAUUUCCAAAUUGAGCUCUUUUUGUGGUUUAAAAACUAUCGGAGAUAGAAAGCAUUUGGUUCAGAUUUAGACAAUUUUGGAAAAAUUUGAAAAAUUUAAAACUAGUAUAAAAUUAAGAAUAUAAUGCGUUUGGAAGUUAUGAAGGGAAUGAAUGAAUACCGAAAAUUAUUUCAAAAUUCAACGACGUCUCUCAACUGUCAUAUUUCGUGGAACACCCUGUCUCGUGAAAAGAAUUCAAGACGAGGAGAUGAGAAUCGAAUGAAGGAUUAAAAAAGAUAAAACAUAUUUUGGAUAUUUUUAAUUAUGCAUUUUUUAAAAGACCAAAAUGCGGUUUGUUUACUUAGGAUUGCUCUUUUCCUUAUACGUUUGGGAAAUAACUUCACAGAAUGAGUUUCGAGGAAGAAGGCGAAAAGUGUUGAAAAAAAGACCUGUUCAAAGAACCCCGAAUGCUUUAGAGGUUUCCAAUGGUAUAGAAAAUCUUACUGUCAACGCCAAAACCACUGACCUCUCCAGGGAAACUGGUCAAAUUAUAAACGAUGUUCAAUGCCCAAUUGCAGAAGGGCUCCAAGUUUAUCCUCAUCCUGACUCUUGCAACCAUUUUUACAAAUGUACAAAUGGUACUCUUACCCUAGAAACAUGUGGAAAUGGUCUUCUUUUCAACGAAGCAACCUCUCUGGCAGGUGCUGCUGAAAAUCACUGUUCCUAUAUUUGGCAAACUGAUUGUGGAGAACGAAAAUCAGAUACUACUCCUAUAUCCAGUCCAGGUUGUGAAUAUCAAAAUGGAAUUUUUCCAAGUGGCGACGGAUGUUUUGCGUCUUACACAAAAUGUGUGAAUGGGAAGCCCUCGGAGGUAUACUGUCAACUGGGGUUAGCCUAUGAUCACCGAAUUCAUGCAUGCAAUUGGCCCGACCAACUUGUAGAAUCUGCUGGAUGUGACCCUUCCGCGGCAUUUGGCGAUUUUAGGUGUCCAACGAAUGAGGAACUUUCUCCGCUUGCAAGGCGUUUCUUUCCUUAUCCUAGGUUUCCUAUACCAAAUGAACCUAAGCUCUACAUUAUUUGUGUUGAUGGAAUGCCCCGACUCAACUCUUGUGGCGAAGAAACCAUAUUUGACGAGGAGACUCUGGGAUGUGCUCAAGAGUUUUAGAUGUUUAUACCACUAUUUAUUUUAUUUAUUAUAGUAGUUAAAUACAUUCGGUUGGAAAUAUAAAAAUGCUCCUA